UUCUUUCUCUCUUCUCUUACUCUAACUCUCUCUCUCUCUCUCUCUCUCUCUCUCUCUCUCUCUCUCUCUCUCUCUCUCUCUCUCUCUCUCUCUUUCUGCUACUCGAAAUGCCUGCUGCUGCGAGCGCGUCUGGCUCGCGUACCUUCACUUGGGAGGAGGUCGCCAAGCACAACACCCCGAACGACCUCUACGUUUCCAUCCGCGGCAAGGUUUACGACAUUACCCCGUUCCUCAACCGCCAUCCCGGUGGUGUCGAUGCGCUGCUGACCUCGGCUGGUCGCGACGUCACGCAAGUCUUUGAAAUGUACCACGCGUUGGACAACAGCAAGAAUCUCACAAAGUUCUACAUUGGUGAUCUUGUCACCAACGAGCUCCCCGUCUUCCCGGAGCCCAGCCCCUUCUUUGUGGCCAUCAAGCAGCGAGUCGCCGACUACUUUGUGCAAACCAAGCAAGACCCGAAGUGGGCGCCGUGGAUGUUUGUUCGCUACUUUUGGAUUCUGUUCACCGUGAUUGCGUCGUGGUACGGCCAGCUGUUUGUCUUCCGCGACAACACCCCCGUGCAAAUCCUUCUCGCGUUCGCGCAAGGCAUGGCGUGCGCUCUUAUUGGCCUGAUGCCGAUGCACGAUGCUAGCCACUUUAGCAUCACUCGCAACCAGACUGUCUGGCGUGUUCUCGGUGCUACCCACGACAUUUUCAACGGUGCUUCCUUCCUUGUUUGGCUCUAUCAGCACAUGCUUGGCCACCACCCUUACACCAACAUUGAUGGCGCCGACCCAGAUAUUGUCACUGGCGAAAAGGACGUCCGUCGCAUCAAGACGACUCAGCCCUGGUACUCGUUCUACUACAACCAGCACGUCUAUGUCCCCAUGCUCUACGCCUUCCUUGGUGUCAAGACCCGCGUUCAAGACGUCAGCAUCAUGUUCACCCUGCGCAAGAACGGUGCCAUCCGCACCAACGAGCUGUCCGACUAUCACUUUAAGAUUUUCGUUGCUGGCAAGGCCCUCUUCGUGCUGCACCGCAUCGUUUUGCCGCUCGUUCUCCUCCCCACUUGGAAGUUCUUCUUGCUCUUCGCCGUCACCGACAUGGUCUCCUCUUACUGGCUUGCCCUGACCUUCCAAGCCAACCACGUCGUCGACACUGUCGACUGGCCGUUGCCCGACAAGGAUGGCCGCAUCAACCAGGAUUGGGCUGAGAUGCAGAUCUGCACCACCCAAGACUAUGCGCACGACUCGUGGUUCUGGAACUUUUUCGCUGGCGCCCUCAACCACCAGACGACCCAUCACCUCUUCCCCGGUGUCUCCCAGUACUACUACCCCGAGAUCUCUCCGAUCGUUGCCAAGACCGCGAAGGAGUUUGGCCUGCCCUACAACUACAAGGCAACCUUCCUUGAGGCGUUGGGCACUCACGUUGGUCACUUGCGCAACCUCGGUCGCGACACCAACAAGAAGUCCAAGUAAACGUUGAUGCUGAUUCAUUUUUUUCUUCAUUUUUCUUCGCCUUGUUGUUGUUGUUGCGUGCCGUCAGUUUCCAUUCUAUUGUCAAAUAAUGUCACGCGCAUACGCCAUUCCCCCGUGUAUCAUCGUCUUCCAAGCGGGAGAGUGCUGGACGCGUUUUGAAAGUGGG
Messenger RNA from Capsaspora owczarzaki ATCC 30864, 1623 nucleotides. Its product is annotated as delta-5 fatty acid desaturase. The record is from RefSeq and is a predicted model, not a curated record. NCBI's taxonomy places the organism in Eukaryota, Filasterea, Ministeriida, Capsasporidae. Gene Ontology annotation, cellular component: membrane. The transcript is spliced from 10 exons. Gene Ontology annotation, molecular function: oxidoreductase activity, acting on paired donors, with oxidation of a pair of donors resulting in the reduction of molecular oxygen to two molecules of water; heme binding. Gene Ontology annotation, biological process: lipid metabolic process. The coding region runs from base 108 to 1457 and encodes 449 amino acids.